Brassica rapa (field mustard) is the source of this 2636-nucleotide messenger RNA. RefSeq names its product D-cysteine desulfhydrase 2, mitochondrial. Lineage: Eukaryota; Viridiplantae; Streptophyta; Magnoliopsida; Brassicales; Brassicaceae. Gene Ontology annotation, molecular function: D-cysteine desulfhydrase activity. The record is from RefSeq and is a predicted model, not a curated record.
AACUGAGACAGGAGAGGGAGAGGGGCGAAACUAAAAUUAGGAGUAGAAGAUACGCCGUUAAAUAUUUUUUUGGCAAACCUCAAAUUUCGCAUUUUGAUUAACAACAAUGUAUAAACAAAGAUCCUUCACUACACAAUUUUAAAAAAUAAUUCACAAGUAAAUAAAGAAAAUACCCAUAAAACAUUUGGAAAAAAGUCUUUUAGGAUAAUUAACUAAUUUAAACUAACAAAUGGCGCGCCUUCACGUAGCUCUCCUCCUCCUCCUCUUUGUCGCCGUGGCUGUCUCAGCUGUUGAUAAACCCUCGACGAUCACCUCUGGAGCCCCCGCAACAGCUCCGACCAAUGUAGCUACAGCUGCUACUCCCGGAGCAGUCGCUGGAUCAAUGGGAAGCGAUUCUUCGAACGCAAACUAUCCGCCACCUCAACCACCUUCCGGAAACGACGCUACCGCCACGGUUGGAUUCGCUUAUUUUGUAGCUGCUGCGAUGGUUGGAUCGUUCUUCUUUUUACGAGAUUUGAUUUGAUGCGUGAAUUUUAAGAAAUUGUUGACAGUUUUAUUGAAUGUAGUUUGUAAUGUUUUUAUCUUGUAGAUGUAAUAUAGCAUUUUGCUUGUCCCUUUCAUGGAUACAGAGAUCAUGACAAAAAUGAAACCUUAUGUGAUACGUAUCUAUGUUUUAUAUAGUUUUAUAAUCUGUAUCACAAAUCCAGUAUCUGCAUGCACCCAAAAACGAUAGAACCUUUUGACAUUCAGAAAAUGUUUGAAAGAGGUGAAAGUAGAACCGUCAUCUAUAAAUCUUUGUAAAUUUGGGUUAGUGAUAUUCGAGGAUAAUUAAAAGAAAAAAGAUCUUAAAAAAAUGAUUUACGAUGAUGUAUUUAGGUAUAAAUUUUCAUAAAAUAAGUACAAUUAUUAGUUGUAAAUCAUUCAUAUAGUGUUUUUAAUAUUACAGUAAAAAAAAUAGUGUUUGAAAAAAACAUGUAAAAAAAAAAGAAAACAACUUUCUCAUUGGUUGUUAGAUAUGGGCCGGGAGGGAGAAGCUUGGCCCAUACAUGUCUCAAAAAGCGCGUGUCUAUCACAUCCUGUGAAAUGAGACGCGCGUGGAUGUAUGUAUUUUCAGUUUUUCACAGAUACUCUGUUAGCCGAUAGAGAGUAAUUCGCAGAGAAGCGUAGCGGCAAUGAAGGUCCAACGGUCAACCAUUUUCGCAGUCAACGCGAAAUCAAACCUCCAUCACUUUCACUCCUCUCAGGCUGAGCUCGAGUCCGUGUCGAAGUUACUCGAUAGGAAGUGGGGAUUACAGAGUCCCGCAACUCCAAUUCAUCGAAUCAGUGGAAUCGGCAAACUCUCCUUCUUGAACAACACUCGUCCACGUCUCGGAGACGAAGUCUCUAAAAAAAGAUCGUCUUUUUACAUUCUGAGAGACGAUCUUUUGCAUCCUCUUGUCAAUGGUAACAAAGCUAGAAAGCUUGAUGCUUUGUUACCGCUUCUUCAGGAUCAUAAAGUCACUGACUUGGUUACGUGUGGAGGUUGUCAAAGCGCACACACAGCUGCUGUUGGUAAAAAAAAUUCUUUCUAUGUUGUUACAGCUGUUUCUUGUGCUGAGAGAGGUGUGAGAUCACAUCUGCUACUGCGUGGAGAGCAGCCUGAGGUUUUGACUGGUUAUAGCCUCGUUUCAACUAUGUAUGGAAACGUUGAGUAUGUUCCGAGAUCGAAGUAUGCGAAUAGAGAGGAGAUGCUGAGAACUCACGCUGAUCUUGUCGCUGGGGAAGACGGUUCUGUGUUAUGGGUUAAAGAUCUUGAGGCUAUGGAUGGUUUUUCGAGUUCAGAAGCUGCUUCUUCUAGAAAGGUUUUGAUCGUUAAUGAAGGCGCAGGAGAUGCUCUUGCGUUACUCGGUAUGUUUCGGUUAGUGAAGUAUUUGUCAGAAGAUCAUUUACUUGGGAAGAAGAGUCGUGUCAAGUUUGUAGUUGAUGCUGGUACGGGAACAUCUGCUGUGGGGUUAGGAGUUGCAGCUAUGUCUUUGGGGCUUCCCUGGGAGAUCAACGCAGUGAUGUUAGCUGAUACGCUCCAAAACUACAAGAGACAUGAAGCUCGCUUGUUAGAAGAGUUUACCAGGCAGUUUCUUCCCUCUAUCGUUUGCAGCAGCUUGGAUACGAUCAAAUGGGUAGAACGUCAACGCCCAAGAAAGUUUGGGAAGGUCUUGGAAGGAGAAGUGGAGAUGUGUCGGAAGAUUGCCCAAGAGACGGGUGUUUUAGUGGAUCCCAUGUAUACUUUAGCUGCUUGGGAGACGGCAACAGAGCUUGUGGAGGACGAGGAAUCGAGCAUUGUAGUGAUGCUUCACACUGGAGGCACUCUUGGGAUGUUUGGUCUUGCUCAAAGAUAUAAAUCUUUCUUCACUAACUCGAACGAUUAGGCUGUUGUAGGCAUACCAUUCCCAAGACAGACUUCCAUAAAUCUAAGAUUUGGUUUGGUUUUACCCAAAUUUAAUCGAACCUAACCGAAACCAUUUUGGCUCGUUUGGUUUUAUGGCAAUUCUAUUCAGGUUAGAGUCUAGUUCGGUUCGAUCAUAUCUUACAUUUAUUUUUAUUUUUAUUUUUUUUGUACUAAAUACAUAUAUUAAAUUUGAUAAAAAUAAAUUUAUAUU